Messenger RNA from Fibroporia radiculosa, 3000 nucleotides. RefSeq lists its product as uncharacterized. The transcript has 5 exons. Gene Ontology annotation, cellular component: endosome. Lineage: Eukaryota; Fungi; Basidiomycota; Agaricomycetes; Polyporales; Fibroporiaceae. Bases 1 to 3000 code for a protein of 999 amino acids. Gene Ontology annotation, biological process: protein transport to vacuole involved in ubiquitin-dependent protein catabolic process via the multivesicular body sorting pathway. Gene Ontology annotation, molecular function: protein binding. The record is from RefSeq and is a predicted model, not a curated record.
AUGGCCCAUAAUUCCCCGAUGGUUUCGAUUCCGAAGAAGUCUACGGAUGAAGUGGACUGGACCUCACCAAUACGGAGCGCAAUUUCACAUUCAUAUGGUGAGGAUCCGGACAACUACGCUACGGAAUGUGCGAAUUUGCAGCGCUGCAGGCAGGAUGCAGUCAAGGGUGCUGGUAGUGAUAUGACAGCCCGGGACCUAUUGUACAAAUAUUUUGGCCAACUCGAGCUCCUGGAGUUGCGAUUUGCUGAGAUCCGAGUGAACUUCCCGUGGCGAGAUGCAUUCACGAACAAGCUCAUCAUGCAGACAUCCAUCGCGUACGAAAAGGCGUCCAUCAUCUUCCAAAUCGCUGCGACCCACUCUGCCAUUGCUUCUACCCAAAAUCGCUCCGACCCCGAAGGUUUGAAACGAGCAUUUUAUUAUUUCCGUACAUGUGCGGGGAUGCUCACGUACAUAAACGACAACUUCCUGCAUGCCCCUUCGACCGAUCUCAGCCGGGAGGUCAUUAAAUUCUUGGUGGGGAUCAUACUUGCCCAGGCAACGGAAGUCUUCUUUGAAAAAUGCACGGACGAAAAGAAAGGAAAUGCGCUGGUUUCGAAGAUCGCCUCUCAGGCAGCGUCUAUGUACACGACCUUGAGCGAAGAGGUAAAGGAAUUCAUGGGUAAGGGUAUAUUCGACCGGAAUUGGGUGACGAUCGUUCAGGCGAAAGCAAAGUAUUUUACAUCUAUGUCCCAAUACUAUCGAGCGUUAGCGGACAGCGCUGCCGGCAAGCACGGAGAGGCACUCGUCCGCUUAUCUCUCGCAGAAACCGCUGCCAAGGAAGCAAAUCGAUCUGCCACAUCCUUCUCUUCAGUUUUCGUGACACAAAUGUCGCCCAAUCUCCCGCCAGACGCUGGUUCUACCCUUCUUGAUCUUACCAAGGCACAUCUGGCGCUCUGUACGGAGCGGAAAAACGAGGCACAACGAGAGAACGACCUGAUCUAUAACGCCGUACUGCCCGCGGCAGACGCGCUGCCACAGAUUGACAAGGCUGCCGUGGCCACCCCGAUAACGAUACAGGAGGUCUACGCAACUGCAGACGUGCAGAAGGUCAUAGGACCUGACAUGUUCGUGCGGCUUAUCCCCCUCAGUGUCCACGAAAGUGCCAGCGUCUACUCUGAAGAGAAGGCAAAGCUUGUCCGCGCGGAGGUGGAAAAGGCCGACGAGGCCGAAGUAGAAGUCAGAAGUGCCCUAGACUCCAUGGGUGUAAAGCAGGGUUUAGUGCGGUUCAAAGCUAUCGUUGAGGGUGGCGUCGGUGGCGAGGAAGAAGUGCCUGUCGAUGUGCGGCGUUGGCGGGAAGAUAUUAGCGUCAUGGAAAAACGGGAAAGUGUCGAGAUGCUCAUGGCGCAGCUAAAUAGGCUCAAAGAGGCUGUCAAGGGUGAAUUGGACGGCGUCAGCAGAGAUUUGGAGGUCGAGAGCAAGGAGUGCGAGGCAAUGCGCGUGAGAUACGACCAUCUCUUCAACCAGGCGCCCUCCGCCUCUCUUACGAAGUCGCUACGCCAAGAUUUGAAGUCCCACUUAAGCGCUCUAGAGGCAGCGGCUCAGUCCGAUCAGCAGGUGGUCACCCUCUGGAGUGCUGUGAAGACAGAGGUUGGAUUAUUGCUAUCUCCUCAGGUAGAGGAAGUCUUCCGAGCAAGCACCGAGCAGGCAGGGGCUGGAUCGGAGAAUCUUCUUGAUAUUGACGUAGGGAGCGAUACCACGGACGACGACGAACGGGCUAAGGUUGCGCAGCAUGUCGACGAAAUUGAGGAGCGGCUGGGUAGGCUUAAUAAAAUUGCGCACGAAAGGAAUCAAGUUCUCAAAGACUUGAAGGAGAAGGUGCAAUCCGAUGACGUAUCUCAUCUUCUACUCCUCAACCGCCGAAAUAGUGGUGUAGAAACCAGUUUAUUCGCUGGCGAACUAGAGAAAUUCCGACCAUAUCAACAACGUUUGGCAGCCACCGUGCACCAUGAACAGGUUGCUUUACAAGAUGUCUCUGCACUAUGGCGUAGCUUGAAAGACCUUGCGGGUCGUGGGCCAGGCGCUAAGAAGUGGGAAGAACGGGAGAAGCGCAAGAAAGAGACAAUCCAACGAUUUUCACGUGCGAGGGAUGGAUAUCUGGAAGUUAGGGAUGGCCUUGCAAAAGGCUUGCAAUUCUAUAAUGAGCUCACAGUGUUAACCACCGGUCUCCGGCGCAAUGCAAAAUCGUUUGUAGCUGAACGAACAGCAGAGCGAGAAGGAAUUGCUGCGCAGGCAGAAAUACAGCGACGAGCAUCGAUGUCAGUAGCUCUACCCCCGCUGCAAAAGCCUCAGGUCCCACCACCUCCUCCUCGGCCUCAAGGCUCUCCUUUGUCAACAGGCUUCGAUUCUUCAUUUGCUGCUAUGAGCCUGAAUAGAAGGAACGGUCCGGCUUCUCCCCCCGUACCUCCUCCACCAAGUCAGAACUCUUGGGGUCCCAAUACCCUCGCACCUCCCUCGUCGCAGCAAUAUUCAUCUGCCCCACCAUCUCAACCUCUUCGUCCACCAUAUUCUUCUCAUCCUCUAUCUACUUCCCCUUCCCAGCCACCCUCUCAACCUUCUGCACCUCCAGUCGACCCAUAUGCUGGCCUUGGCAUGUUCGCUAGCAGCGCCAGCCCAUCGCCUUUCCCACCAUCCAACCAACCGUCUGCCCCUCUACGUCCGUCGCAGCCACAGCAACAAAUAUCGUAUUCACAACCCCAGCAAUUAUCCUACGCGCCACCUCAGCGUCAAGGAUCAUAUCCUCCGCCGCCCCCACAGCCUGCGUAUGGUUCAUACCAGCCGCCACCACCCUCAACUUCACCGUUCCCGCCGCCUCCACCUCCUGUCAACUAUCAGUCACAUUACAGCUCGCCGCCUCCGCCUCCCGCCCAACAACAGGGCGGGUAUCAGUACCAAGGAUUCCCGCCGCCGCCUUCUCAGCAGCAACCUCCGUAUGGACAGUACCCACAGGGAUAUGGAAGAUAG